This is a messenger RNA of Salvia hispanica, 500 nucleotides long. RefSeq names its product AP2-like ethylene-responsive transcription factor SNZ. The record is from RefSeq and is a predicted model, not a curated record. Lineage: Eukaryota; Viridiplantae; Streptophyta; Magnoliopsida; Lamiales; Lamiaceae.
AUGGAGGUCGAAACAGAAGCGGAGGCGCCGCCGCCGGAGCUCGCCGCAGUUCUAGAACACGCAGCCCUAAUGGCGAAGCGGCUCCCAUCCGCUGCCGAUCCAUCCCAACUCCUCCAAAUCCACGCUGCGCUCCACGCGGCCCGCCACCGCCUCUCCCUCUUCCUCUCUCCGCCGCCGGAGAAUUCCGUCUCCUCCGCCGCCGGCGAGCCCAUGCAGAUGGAGGACGAGGACGAGGAGCAGAGCUCGCGAGCCGCCGUCGAGAAGGUGGCGUGGCGGAUGAAAGAGUGUUUUAUACAGAACAAGAGGCCCAAGCGCCGCCUCUCGCCUUCCGCAGAGCAGCAGCGGCGGCGGAGCUUCGAGGAUGAGGCCGACGCGGCGCCGGAGGUGUUUGAUCCUUUAAUUACUAAGCUGCGCGCUCUUGAAUUGAUUCACCAGUUUCACGCUUGAAAAAUUCUCUCUUUUUCCAUUUUAUUUAUUCUAAAUCGUCUUGUGAAAUUCAA